Molecule: messenger RNA, 1973 nt
Organism: Salmo salar (Atlantic salmon)
Lineage: Eukaryota; Metazoa; Chordata; Actinopteri; Salmoniformes; Salmonidae
Gene: pou2af2a
Product: POU class 2 homeobox associating factor 2a
Cellular component (GO): nucleus
Molecular function (GO): transcription coactivator activity; POU domain binding; sequence-specific DNA binding
Source: RefSeq, a predicted model, not a curated record
GUGGAGUGUGCGAAGGAUUCCGUAAGCGUUUCCAGGGGUGGAAAAGGCUUGUCUUUAGUAUGAUUUUGAACAUUGGUACAGCUACACUUUCAGUGGAAUAGAGGAUUGACCUUCUCAAUCUUUGUAAUACCAGACCUGAAACUGCUGCAUCAUGGAAACCGAGUAUUCUAAAAGGGUCUAUCAAGGGGUGAGGGUCAAGCACACAGUGAAAGAUCUACUGGCAGAGAAACGACAAAAUCAAACAAAUGGACCAAGAUACAGUGGAGGAACAUCCAGCCAAUCAUCAUUUGUCCAAAUGCCAGGGUCUCACAUGAUCCCUAGCUACUACGGCAUGAGGCGACCUUUCAUCUCCGACUCGGACUUCUCUCCCAAGCAGUUCUCGGGCGAGGUCUACUCCUCAUCCCUGGGGGGCAAGCCUCUAGGUUGUGACCCAUCAGCCAUGUCUGGCUACCCGUCCGUCAUAGACAGCUACUACCCGGAAACGUUCGGAGACUACCGUAGUGCAGCCUUCACCACCGGAGGGAGCUCCAUCUUCCCCAGCUCAGCCCUGUCCACUCUGCUACCACCUUUCUCUGGAGAGUCCCCCCACUUUCUCCUCAGAGAUUCGUGGGAGCAGCCAGUGGCAGACCCAGUGACCCAGGGAGAGGGUUUGUGUGCAGACGGCCUUACCUCUGUUCCAGUCUCCCUACCCAGCCCCGACCCUCCCGGGAGCCCGUCACAGUACCGCUGCUCCACCCGUAGCUCCUCCAUGGCCUCGGCACAGCCCUAUGCCCUUCACCCUCUGGAAGAAGUACACUACCACACCUCUUACCCUGCUGCCUCCACUUUCACAUGCCCUUCCUAUAUGACUGUCUCCAAUGACCUAGCCUCCAAGAUGGCCCCUCUAGCUAAUGAGGACUCUGAAAGUACCCUCGCCACACAUAGUGACACGCACUCGUGGGUGAAAGAAGAUGGUGGAAGCUCUUGGUCGCCAUAUGAGAUUCGGAGGUCUUAUUAAAUCCAUUUGGAAACAUCCUGUCCUUCACAGAAAACCAAAACAAUGCAGAUGCAAGUGACUCAGCUCCUUGUGGUCCAAAUAUUUGACUUUGUGGACUGAUAAUCUUUUUAUAGAAGUACAAAGUGGAACUUUUACUCAUUUGACCCUCCUAAGUCUCCUGGUGACAUUAUGGUAUGUAAGAACUAACUCACUGGGCACACAAUGGUUGAAUCAAUGUUGUUUACACGUCAUUUCAAUUAAAUUAUGUUGAACCAACAUAAAAUAGACAUUGAGUUGACCUCUGUGCCCAGUGGGAACCCUUUGCAUGGGCACGUGACAAUGUAAAGGACCAGUAAGGAUUCAGUGGUUAGACCUAGAAUAACUGUGCCUGUGUUCAAAUGUUUGAAAUAGAUGUGUUUUUAUAUAGUGAUUAUAUUAGGAAAACAUCAUUUUAAAUGAUAUACUGCCAUUGCGACAACUGCAAUUACAAUUUAUUUUUUGCUAAAGGUCGUUUUACUUUAACCUUCUUCUUUACUUUAUCGCAUCUUGUUGUCAGCUUUAAUAACCAAAUCAGAGCUUAUCCAACUGUAUCUGCUUCAGGUGAGCAUUUACUCUGAAGCUUUCGUAAUGAACGUGUAUGUUUUUUUGUUUCUGUUUUUUAUAAUUUAGGAGCUUGUUGCAAUGCAUUCAUUACUAGUAAUAGGCAGCAGUGACAAUUCAAAGAAAAGUCUUGAAUAUAACGAAAGACAAUCAGAGAUGACCAUCCACAGGAUUCUUCAAGAAGUGAGUGGGAAUCUAUACCUGAAUAUUUUACAUUCAGAGACAAUGCAGGGAACGGAAUUGGUCAAUAGAUGCAAGUGAUUUACCAUACUCCCUGUUCCUGUGUUUUGCUUUUCAUUUCAAGAAAUAAACAACAUAGAUAAUGUAUUGGGCAGUAGAAUGUGUAUUAUAAAUCCAAUAUAAUAAAAGAGACUGCAAUAAAUGCAUGAAAAUUAAA